CAUCAGUGAUCUUGCAUGAACAGACAGGUAGUAAGUUUGUGUCUCGUCGUGAUUAAUGCCUAGAAGUUCAAACAAAUUCAACAUUUGGAUAUGUUUUUGAAGAUCUCACGGCUGGCAUGUUGAAAAAAGACAGGUGGAUUUGCACUCUUUUAAAAACUACAGGUGCUUGCUUGUACUUCAUUCCAUCAGAGUUGCGCGGCAGCAUUCGUCUUUUUGGGUCUUGCAGGCGACUUACACCGCACCAUAACUGAAGAUCGUCACAUCAUAUUCACUUCAUCUUUUUAUUUUUGAUUCAAUGUGCAGACUGUUCUACUAAUAACUGGCAGAGGAACUUGUGGUGAAGUAAGUGUUUGACAGGCAGUGGUUUUGCCUGGGUGGGGGAGCAAUUUUGCGGUCGUCUGUCCAGUUACAGACGAGCCCGAUUCCUGAGAGGUGAUGGUGGGUGGCGGAGCGGUCACUGUGCGCCCGCACAGGCGCCUGGAUUAAAAGUGUCACAGUGCAAACAUGGAUUUCUUCAAGAGCCUCGUUCCCACGGUCAUCUCGGGGGACGGAGGGCUGCCGGCGUCGGAUGCGGGAGGAGUAUGGUUGCGGGACACAGGCCCUCGCUUGCUGAGGAUGAAACGUUUGGGGGUGCAGACCGUUGCACAGGUCAAUGAAGAGGAGACAGAUGGAUCCACUCCGACCGGGCGUCCAGUUGUUCGGUUUCAACGGUAUCGUGGCAAAGCCUCUGUCCCUGUAAACAACAGCAGUGCGAGUAGGCGAGGAACCUCCCCCUCUGCCCCACCCACCUGGGAGAAGCGUAGCAUCCACCUCGCCAACAUGUCCAGCAUCACCAUCGACCCCGAGCUCAAGCCCGGGGAGUUUGUCAUCAAGAGUCUCUUCGCCGAGUUUGCUGUGCUUGCGGAGAAGAAGAUCGAGGUGGUCAUGGCCGAACCGCUGGAGAAGCCCCUGUCCCGCUCACUGCAAAGAGGAGAAGAUGCACAAUUUGAUCAGUUAAUAAGCUCUAUGAGCUCCAUAGCAGAACACUGUUUGCCUUCGUUGUUGCGGACGUUGUUUGACUGGUACAGAAGACAGAGCGGAACAGAAGACGAGUCGUACGAGUACAGACCUCGUUCAAGCACCAAGUCCAAAGGAGAUGAACAACAUCGGGACAAAGACUAUCUACUGGAGCGAAGGGACUUAGCCAUAGACUUCAUGUUUUGUUUAGUUUCAGUAGAAGUUUUAAAACAGAUUCCCCUUCAUCCCGUGCCAGACGCCUUAGUACAAGAAGUCCUCAACCUGGCAUUUAAGCACUUUAAACACAAAGAGGGGUACUCGGGCCCCAACACUGGUAAUGUGCACAUCAUUGCUGAUCUGUACGCUGAGGUCACUGGAGUCCUUGCCCAGUCAAAGUUCCAGGCGGUGCGCAAGAAGUUCAUCACAGAGCUGAAGGAACUGAGGCUGAAGGAGCAAAGUCCUCACGUGGUGCAGAGCAUCAUCAGCCUCAUCAUGGGCAUGAAGUUCUUCAGGGUGAAGAUGUACCCCGUCGAGGACUUUGAGGCUUCUUUCCAGUUCAUGCAGGAAUGUGCUCAGUAUUUCCUGGAGGUGAAGGAUAAAGACAUCAAACAUGCACUGGCUGGCCUGUUUGUUGAGAUUCUCAUCCCUGUAGCUGCUGCGGUGAAGAAUGAAGUGAAUGUGCCCUGCCUGAAGAACUUUGUGGAGAUGCUCUACCAGACGACCUUUGACCUCAGCUCAAGAAAGAAGCACUCUCUGGCAUUGUACCCAUUGGUGACGUGUCUGCUGUGUGUUAGUCAGAAGCAGUUCUUCCUCAAUAACUGGCACAUCUUCCUUCAGAACUGCCUUUCACACCUUAAGAUGCCAUCAAACAACAGCAUCCGUAAGCAGAUUGAGACCUUACAGAACAAAGACCCCAAAAUGUCUCGCGUAGCACUGGAGUCUCUGUACAGGCUGCUUUGGGUUUACAUUAUCAGAAUUAAGUGUGAAAGCAACACAACCACACAAAGUCGUCUCCUUAGUAUUGUAACAGCACUUUUCCCGAAAGGCUCUCGCAGUGUGGUGCCCAGGGACACGCCUCUCAACAUCUUUGUAAAGAUCAUUCAGUUUAUUGCUCAGGAACGGCUGGACUUCGCCAUGAAAGAGAUCAUCUAUGACCUGCUGUGUGUGGGCAAGUCCCACAAGACCUUCACUAUAAAUCCAGAGAGGAUGAAUAUUGGUCUCCGAGCUUUCCUAGUGAUAGCCGACAGCCUGCAGCAGAAAGACGGAGAGCCACCUAUGCCCACCACCGGAGUCAUCUUACCCUCCGGCAACACUCUGAGGGUCAAAAAGAUCUUUCUCAACACCACCCUCACAGACGAGGAAGCUAAGGUCAUCGGCAUGUCUCUGUAUUACCCUCAGGUCAGGAAGGCCCUGGACAACAUUCUCAGGCACUUGGAUAAAGAAGUGGGGAGAUCUAUGAGCAUGACCAGUGUUCAGAUGUCCAACAAAGAACCAGAGGACAUGAUCACUGGGGAGCGUAAACCGAAGAUCGAUCUGUUUCGGACGUGUGUAGCUGCCAUUCCCAGACUGAUCCCGGACGGCAUGAGCAGACAGGAUCUGAUCGAGCUACUAGCCAAACUGACCAUCCAUAUGGAUGAAGAACUGCGUGGCUUGGCGUUUACCACUCUGCAGGCUCUGAUGGUGGACUUUCCAGACUGGAGAGAGGAUGUGCUGUCUGGCUUUGUGUAUUUUAUUGUGAGGGAGGUGACUGAUGUUCAUCCCACUUUGCUGGACAAUGCUGUCAAGAUGCUUUUGCAGCUCAUCGUACAGUGGAGGCAGACGGUACAGAGCAACCGUGCUCAUGACUCACAGGGUCCAUGUUUGCCUCUCGAGAGAUCUCCUCUCUGGACGGUUCUGCAUGUGGUGGAGGGUUUGGCUUUGGUCGUGCUGUGCAGCUGUCGACCUGCAACACGCAAACUCGCAGUCAAUGUUCUCAAAGAGGUCAGAUCACUGCAUACUGCCCUCGGCAUCGCUAAGGGAGAUGAGGAAUUGGCGAUAGAUGUGAUGGACAGAUUGAGUGCUUCAGUUCUCGAGAGCUUUAUUCACCUUACAGGAGCUGAUCAGACAAAUCUACUAUACUGUCCCACUGGAAUAGACCUUCAGACUCUGGUCGAAUGGAACUCCUCUCCUAUCAGCCACCAAUUUGAUGUGGUUAGCCCCUCCCAUAUUUGGGUGUUUGCCCAUGUGACACAAGGUCAGGACCCCUGGGUCAUCAGCUUGUCCAGUUACCUGCGGCAAGAGCACCUGCCCAAGCACUGUCCCUCUGCACUGAGCUACGCUUGGCUUUUCGCCUCCACACGCCUCCAGCUUCUUUCACCACAAGUCGACAUCAACAGCCCAAUCAAUGCUAAGAAAGUGAACAGCAUGAGCAGUAACAGUGACUCGUAUGUAGGGCUUUGGAGGAACUAUCUAAUCCUCUGCUGCAGUUCUGCCACCUCUUCCUCCUCUUCAUCGUCCUCCUCAUCUUCCUCAUCGGCCCCUGGCUCGGUCCGCUGCUCCCCGCCUGACACCCUGGCAUCCACUCCAGACAGCGGAUAUAGUUAUGACUCAAAGAUCAUUAGCAUUCCAUCCCCCUCCUCCUUGUUCAAGCAUGUGGUUCCUAUGAUGCGUUCUGAGAGCAUGGACAUCACUGAGUCUCUUGUCCUGGGGCUUGGCCGGACCAACCCCAUUGCCUUCAGAGAGCUGUUGGAAGAGUUAAACCCUAUCAUUAAGGAAGCGCUUGAAAGAAGGCCAGAGAACAUGAAGCGACGCCGGCGUCGUGAUGUUCUCAGAGUCCAGCUGGUCCGGAUUUUUGAACUACUGGCCGAUUCUGGAGUCAUCAGUCAGACUGCGAGCGGUGGUCUGGAUGGGGAGUCUCACUCUUUGAACAGCACUCUGCUGGAGUACGUAGAUCUGACCCGGCAGCUUCUGGAGGCAGAGAACGACAAAGACUCCGAAAUGUUAAGAGACAUUCGCUGUCACUUCAGCGCCCUGGUGGCCAACAUCAUUCAGAAUGUUCCAGUGCAUCAGAGAAGGAGCAUCUUCCCUCAGCAGUCUCUGAGACAUAGUCUCUUCAUGCUCUUCAGUCAUUGGGCGGGACCCUUCAGCAUCAUGUUCACACCACUGGACAGAUACAGUGACCGCAACAUGCAGAUCAACAGACACCAGUACUGCGCACUGAAGGCCAUGUCUGCUGUGCUUUGCUGUGGUCCGGUGGCUGAUAAUGUUGGUCUGUCUUCUGAUGGAUACCUUUACAAGUGGUUGGACAACAUUCUAGACUCCCAAGACCGCAAGGUGCAUCAGUUGGGCUGUGAGGCAGUGAUGUUGCUGUUGGAGCUGAACCCGGAUCAGAGCAAUCUGAUGUUCUGGGCGGUCGACCGCUGCUACACAGGGUCCCGGAGAGUCGCCGCAGGCUGCUUUAGGGCCAUCGCUAAUGUAUUUCAUAACAGGGAUUACCAGUUUGACACUGUGGUUUUGCUGAAUCUCAUCCUUUUUAAGGCUGCAGAUUCUUCCAGGGACAUUUAUGAGGUCGCCAUGCAGCUGCUACAGAUACUAGAGCCAAAGCUUUUCCGUUACGCCCAUAAACUGGAGAUCCAGCGUUCUGAUGGGGUGUUGUCUCCAGCCUCACCUCUUCCUCAUCUGUACUCCGUGUCCUACUACCAGCUCAGUGAAGAACUGGCCAGGACGUACCCUGAGCUCACCCUACCCAUCUUCUCAGAGGUCAGUCAGAGAAUUCAGACAGCGCACCCUGGUGGACGGCAGGUGAUGCUGCAUUACCUUCUGCCCUGGAUGAACAACAUAGAGCUGGUGGACUUUAAGCCUUCAGCACGGCGUCAAGAGGAGCCUUCGUCGAUGGAGGAUGAAGAGGAUGCCCAUGAGAGAGAGAUGAUGAUGGUGAACAGCCGUCGAUGGCUAAAAGGAGAGGGCUGGGGGUCACCACAUGCUACCACCAUGAUCCUAAACAACCUUAUGUUCAUGACUGCAAAGUAUGGAGAUGAGUUUGCAUGGUCAGAGAUAGAGAACGUCUGGACCACUUUAGCUGACAGCUGGCCCAAAAAUCUGAAGAUCAUCCUGCAUUUCCUCAUCAGCAUGUCUGGAGUGAACAGUGAACCGAGUCUCUUGCCUUACGUGAAGCGUGUGGUGGUGUAUCUGGGCAGAGAUAAGACCAUGCAGCUACUAGAAGAGUUAAUGUAUGAACUGGAGAUGACGGACCCUGUAUGCUCAGCUGUCACACACAUGGAUAACCCACCCUACUAUCGCAUCACUUCCUCUUACAAAAUCCCCUCCGUUACGUCAGGAACGACGUCCAGUAGCAACACCAUGGUACCUGGACCUGAUGGACACCAAGAUGGCAAACACAAAGAUUCCAACAUGGAGGAGAAUUACACUCAAUUGGAAAUCUACAGCGGUCUGAACAGUAAUCUGAACCGACAGCACCAUCGACUGGAGUCGCGUUACAGCAGCAGCUCAGGAGGAUCGUACGAGGAAGAGAAGAGUGACACUAUGCCUGUUUAUGCUAACUGGCGUUUGAAGGUGAUGGAUCAUAACCGUCCUGAGCCCCUGCCAUUUCCUCCCACUGGUGGUUGCUGGUCACCCUUGGUCGAUUACCUGCCUGAGACCACCACACCUGGUGUCUCCCUGCACAGGUGUAACAUUGCCGUGAUCUUGCUUACCGACCUCAUUGUAGACCAUGGGGUCAAAGUGGAAUGGAGCUCAUACCUCCACCUGCUUCUGCACUCCAUCUUCAUAGGUUUUGACCACCAGCACCCAGAAGUCUAUGAGCACUGCAAGCGUUUGUUACUCCACCUGCUGGUCGUCCAGGGAACGAACAGCAGCGUCCAAUCACUAGCAUCUGUGCUGCUGCGGAACCGUGAACUUAACGAGCCCAGGGUCCUUACGGUCAAACCCGCUCAUCAGGAGUUCAACCUCACAGGUGCAACAGAGCUGAUGCCUGAAUACCAGCCGUCUCCGAUGACAGAUUCCGGCCUGAGCUCCAGCUCCACAUCCUCCAGUAUCAGUCUGGGCGCCUCGGUCCUACCUCAUCUCCCCCCCACUCUCCUAAAUGAGGUGGACCUGUCAGCAGAGCAGGACGAGAAGGUCAAAAACCUCAUCGAGUUUAUCAGCUCAAGGAAACGAGGUCCACUGUGGAACCAUGAAGAUGUCUCUCCUAAAAACCCCAGUAUAAAGAGCGCUGAUCAGCUUAGUGUUUUCCUUCGCCAUGUUGUCAAUGUCUUUAAGCAGACGCCGUCCGGUUAUCAUCUGGAACAGGAGUUGAGUGAAGUUGCUCUGCAGACCGCCUUGUCCUGUUCGUCACGACACUACGCCGGUCGCUCUUUCCAGAUCUUCCGAGCACUGAAACAACCUCUCACAGCCUCCACGCUGUCAGAUGUGCUGUCUCGUCUGGUAGAGACUGUGGGCGAUCCAGGGGAAGAGGCUCAGGGUUUUGUUAUAGAGUUGCUGUUGACUUUAGAGGCAGGUAUAGAUACACUGGCUGAAACCAUGAAGAACUACGACCUACUUACCGCACUUUCACAUAACUCCCAUGAUCCUCUGCACGGCACCAAGUUCGCCAAUAACAGAAAGAGCACAGGUCAGCUGAAUCUGAGCAGUGGAAGUUACUUGCACGCCCACUACAGCCACACUCGCAGCAACUCUCUCCGUGCCAGUCUAAUGGGUGAACGCCUCGGAGACCGUCGUCGUAGCAACACCCUCGACGUGGCCGAUCGAUUGGGCGGCAGCCACGGCAACCUAGCCCGCACAAGGAGCUUAUCAUCGUUACGAGAGGGUGAGGUGCGGGGCGAUGGAGGAGGUGGUGGAGCUGGGGUCGGGUCUGGGGAGAUGGUGCCACCAACUGACCCCACCAACCUGCUGGCGACGGUGUUCUGGAUUGCGACGUCGCUUCUGGAGUCGGAUUACGAGUUUGAGUACCUACUGGCCCUCAGGCUGCUGAACCGGCUCCUGGCCCAGAUGCCCCUGGAGAAAGUAGACAGCAGGGAGAAGCUGGAAAGAGUCCAGGCCAAGCUGAAGUGGUACAACUUUCCCGGCCUGCUCACGCUUUUCCUAAAGGGCUUCACUUCAGCGGCAACACAGGAGCUCACCAUUCACCUUCUCAGUAAACUCAUUACUGUGUCCCGACACACGCUCAUAGACCCCUCACAGCUAGCAGGUUUUCCUCUGAAUAUCCUGUGCCUGCUGCCACAUCUGGUCCACCACUUUGACAACCCCACAGUGUUCUGUAAGGAGACCGCCGACCGCAUCGCCAAAGUGUGCGCCGAGGAAAAGUCAGCGACGCUGGCCAACCUGGCGCACAUGAUGAGCCUGUACUCCACGCACAGCUACUCGCGAGACAGCAACAACUGGAUCAACGUUGUGUGUCGAUACUUGCACGACUCUUUCCCUGAAAUUACUUUUAACCUGGUCACAUAUCUCGCCGAGUUACUUGACAAGGGUCUUAACAGCAUGCAGCAGUAUUUACUGCAAAUCAUCUACAGUCUACUGAGUCACAUUGACCUGUCUGCAGCGCCGGUCAAACAGUUCAACCUUGAAAUCAUGAAGAUCAUUGGCAAAUAUGUACAGAGUCUGUACUGGAAAGAGGCCCAGAACAUUCUUAAAUUGGUAGUGUCUCGUUCAGCCAGUCUGGUGGUUCCCGAUGAAGUGCAGCGCUCUUACAGCACGGAGUCGACCGGAUCGCCGGAGAUUGCUUUCACUCGCAUUUUUAACAAUUCAUCCAAGGAACUGCCAGGAAAAACGCUGGACUUCCACUUUGACAUCUCAGAGACACCUAUCAUAGGUCACAAGUAUGGAGACCAGCGGACUGCAGCAGGGCGUAACGGAAAAGCACAGGUUAUUGCUGUGACAAGAAGCACCUCUUCUACUUCCUCAGGGUCCAACUCCAACGGUCUGGUGCCAGUCAGCUGGAAAAGACCUCAGCUCUCACAGAGGAGAACCCGUGAGAAACUAAUGAAUGUCCUGUCUCUGUGCGGCCCUGAAUCCGGCUUACCUAAAAAUCCCUCUGUGGUUUUCUCUUCAAAUGAGGAUUUGGAUGCAGGCGACCAGCAGACCAGUCUGAUCCCCACUGUAGAGGAAGUGACCCGAGAGGAGGAAGCACAAGCGGAAGAUGCAGGAAGUGAACAGCAGUUUGGUGUCUUCAAGGACUUUGACUUCCUGGAUGUGGAGUUGGAGGAUGUAGAGGGGGAGAGCAUGGACAACUUCAACUGGGGUGUGCGGCGUCGUUCUCUGGACAGCAUCGAUAAAGGUGACACCCCAUCGCUGCAGGACUGCCAGUACACUGGCAGCACGCCCAGUCUCAUCCAGCCAGAGGACACGGACGAAUCGUCAGAGGAGGAGGUACUGAGCGCUAGCCAGAUUCUCACCCGCUCCAAUCUCCUUAACAGUGAUUCUGCUACCGAUGAUGCCAUAUCCAAUCACAUGGACUCCCUACAGCAGUCCCAAGAGUCUUCCAGUAGUGUCCUGACAGAAGAGGCCACACCCACCCUACAACUGCCCCGCCCAGACAGCCCCACUCCUGAGACCGCCCACUCUGACAGCAAUAGCAGCCAGCUGCCUGAGGAUGCCAGCGUAACUGCCGCAGAUGAAUUAAGCAGCAGCGUUAGUGAGGAUACAGGGUUUGGGAGUGCCCCUCCUCUUCCUUCAGACCCUCCUGAAAUGUGUGACUUGCCUGACUCCCAGGACCCCACAGACGACCUGGAUCCUGCCCCCCCUCCUCCGCCAGCUGUGGACAGCCCGCCUGGAUCCCUCUUUGAUGAAGAGCCAGCGCUGCAGACCACUGUCAUAGACUCUGCACUGGGGUCAAUGUGCGAAGAGGAGACGGUUCUUGCUCUGGACUCUGCCCCUGAUUCAAUAUGUGAGGAGGAUGUGACACUGGCUUUGAAGGAGCUUGAUGAGAGAUGUGAGGAAGAGGAGGCUGAUUUUUCCGACAUGUCCAGUCAAGAUGAGGCCGACGCGGAUGGUUUUCCACAGCUCCAGGCCUCUCCACCCCCUUCGCCCUUUCUCUCAGCUAUUCUAGCAGCUUUUCAGCCCGUAGCCUAUGACGACGAGGAGGAUGCUUGGCGUUGCCAUGUCAACCAGAUGUUGUCGGAUUCUGAUGGGUCUAGUGCUGUGUACACGUUCCACGUGUUUUCGCGUCUCUUUCAGCACAUCCAGAAGAAAUUUGACUCAAUUACCCAUGCCUCGGUGCGCUUCCUCGGGGAGGGGCUCCAGCGAAUGGGAAACCAGUUCCUGAGCUCUCUAGAAGUCAUGACCUCUUGUUCCCAGUGCCCUACAGUUCUACUGGAUGCAGAAACUUUGGUCUCGUGUGGGCUUUUGGAAACACUGAAGUUCAGCGUGUUGGAGUUACAGGAACACCUGGACACCUACAACAGCAAGAGAGAAGCAGCUGAACAGUGGUUGAAUAACUGCAGAAAAACCUUUGGUGAUAAAGAUAGCGACCAGCAACCCAACACUCAAGCUCAGCACAUGGAAAUGUUAGCAGAACUGGAGUUGUGCAGAAGAUUGUAUAAGCUUCAUUUCCAGCUACUGCUACUCUUUCAGGCCUACUGUAAACUCAUCAGCAGGGUGGACACUAUCAAGAGAGAGGCUGAGGUGACUAACAUGUCAGAGGAGCUGGCUAUAUUGGAAAAUUGUCUGAAGGAGGCGGAGUCAGUCAGCGAUGGACCGGCAGGAGUGGGCGAGUUUGAAGUGGACCAAAUGAACACAGAGACAGCCAUUCACUCACUCAUUGAGAGUCUCAGAGCUCGGGACUUUAGCACAGCCGUCGCCCAAGUUAAAGCAUUUAGGUGCCUGUGGCCUAAUGACAUAUUCGGCAGUGAGAAGGAUGAUGCCGUGCAGACCUUGCUCCAUAUUUACUUCAGGCACCAGACCCUGGGUCAGACGGGCUGUUUAGCUGUGGUGGGCCCCAGCAGGGAUCUUUCUCAGGCCAGCGCACGCCUCAUGGAGCUCAACCUUCAGAUCCGCGAAGCCCUCUGCCAGGCUCAGACGCACCCACACAUGCACCAGACACGCAUUCUCUCCCCGACUUCCACGUCACACAUCCAGACACAAAUCGACACACAGAACACGGUCCUCAGCACUGAACUGUGACAGAUUCGACAGGUCCUAACUGGGUCAGAGCCGAAGAGCAAGACACCAGCUCUCUUCCUCUGCCCAGAAAGAGGCCGGCGCUGAGGUUGCGGAAGGGGUUUGGGGAUUAACGUAGACUUCACCUCAAAAGGGCUACUCAAAAGUAUGUGUGGAUAUUAGUUAUGAUUUCGCACGUCCUUCAUUUUUCAACCCCUCGAAUCUCCGAAAUUAUAAAAAUUCUCAGCUGCAGUCAUGUGAAAGAACGCAAAGGAUGGGAUUGGUCGAGAACCAUUCGUAGGAGGGACACCGGGCAAUAAUGAUGCUAAAUUGGAAGCUGUUUGGCGGAAUAACCUAUGACCUCUGGGCGGUGUCCAUAGAACGAUCGACAUCCAUCUGCCCCACUAUGCACUGGGGCAGAGAUGGAGUUUGUUGAGCUUGAAAGUCGUUCAACAGUAGGCAGAAUGAGAAUCGAGGUGGAUCUACGUGACUUUGUCUCCCUGUGCUCAUUGUCCGUCACAAAAAGACGAUGUUUUCAAAAGCAUGCUUGAAAGAGAAAAGCCUGCAGCAAAUAUUUUUUUGAGAAAUGUAUUUUUUAACAGUCUUAGGUUGUAAAUGUUAGGAUAUUUAACAUGUAAUUGUAAGCUGGGGGCUCUGUACUUUCUGUAUAAAGAGAGGUUUAUCUGUUUAACUUUAUUGACCUGCAUCGGGGAGAACUUUCAGCUUUCUGCAGGCUUUCACCGGGUCGCUCUUACAAAACCCUUAAUCUAUAACCAAAUAAGUAGCUGUCUGUAGAAAACCAUAGACUUUUGUGCAAGUGUGCGAGGAGAAGCGCAGGUGUAUGUGUGCGUGUGUGUAUGUGUGCGUGUUGACAUGGACUGAUAUUUGCACACCCGUUCUCUCGUACAUGCACGUUAACCAAUUGAGAUGCACAGGUGAAGUGCAAAAUGGCUGCAACUCAUGGAAAAUCAAUAACUUAUUUUACUCUGUAUAUAUUUUAGAAAAUGUAUAGUGUAAAAGCAGUAUUUUUCCCUUGUACAUUUGUGUAAUGCACUGUUCAAUCAGAGAGAGCUCAGUAGAGGGCAAAAACUAAUGCAAAAAAAUUGAAAGUUGAAUAGCUGUUCGGAUGGAAGUCUCAGACUAUAUAAUAAUAAUAUAUAUAUACACCAACUUAAUAUUCAAUAAAUUAGCAUGGCUGAGGUCAGAGGUCAGUCAUCUUUUCUUUCCUCACUGAUGGUUUCCUUUUACGCUCGGCCGAGCUUUUCCAUAUGCAUUCCUCAAAACCCACUGUGAUCUCCGUGUUGGCUCAAAGUCCCCCCACAGAGGCCACACUAAAGCCCCAGCUGUGGGAAAACUGGGGUCUGUGUUUGUCCAUGUUGGCUCGGUCUUAACCCUAGACUCAGGGCUGCACUGAGGGUUUGUGGGCUUUGCGAUUCUUGCUGAACUUCGAGACAAAGUGACUUCCGAAGAAUUGUUGGGAGCAGCGUUAAACGCAAACGUGGGGGGUUUCAUUUAACCUGUCGUGGCACAUUGAAAAAUGAAACGUUCACUGUAUUCAUUCCUCUGAGAGCUGUUCUGUUGCUUGUUUGGUACAUUUUGAAUGCUGUUCUUAAUUAUUUAAUGGAUAUAUUAUUUACCUGGAAAAAUAUACUAUUUUUAUCUAGAAGUGCAUACUUUUUUCCCAUCACACAUUUCUUUCUGGUUUGUCUGUCUUCUGAUUUACCUGCUUUUCCCUGUAUGUUAAAUAAAACCUGAUUAUAAGCAACAUA
Molecule: messenger RNA, 11858 nt
Organism: Misgurnus anguillicaudatus (oriental weatherfish)
Lineage: Eukaryota; Metazoa; Chordata; Actinopteri; Cypriniformes; Cobitidae
Source: RefSeq, a predicted model, not a curated record